AAAAACACAAUGCUUAGAAGAAAACUCUCUAAGCCAAUCCCAACCCCAUUUCAGUCCAUCUCCCACUCUCUAACCACCCAAACUACCCCACCCCAAUCUCCAGAAUCUCAUCCAUAUCCCCAACCUAACCUUCAAAGGGACCCACUCACAUCCAGACUCCUCUCCCUUUUAAAACUAUGCAAUUCCCUCCAAACUUUCAAACAAAUACACACACAAAUCCUUACAAAUUCCAUACAGAAAUCCAACUUCUUACUCUCAAAGCUUGUAGACCUCAAAGAUCUAUCUUAUGCCAAUCUCCUCUUCUCCCAAAUCUCCCAACCCAAUGACUUCUCCUACAAUGUCAUGAUCAGGGGCCUUACAAACACUUGGCAGGAAUUCGAUCUUGCUCUCGAAUUCUACCGAAAAAUGAAGUUCUCUGGCGAAAGGCCUAAUAAUUACACCUACCCAUUUGUCCUUAUCGCCUGCGCCAACCUUCCGUUCUUGAAUUGUGGGAGGGUGGCCCACUCGUCGGUCUUUAAGGCCGGGCUGGACUUGGACAGGCACGUGCGCCACUCGUUGAUCACGAUGUAUGCUAGGUGCGGCGAGCCGGGUACUGCGAGGAAGGUGUUUGAUGAAAUUGAUGAAAGGGAUUUGGUUUCUUGGAAUUCAAUGAUAUCGGGGUAUGCGAAGAUGGGGUUUGCUGCGGAGGCGGUGGGGUUGUUUGGGAGGAUGAGGGAGGCGGGGUUUGUGCCGGAUGAGAUGACAGUGGUGAGCGUUCUUGUGGCGUGCGGGGAUUUGGGGGAUUUGGAACUGGGGAGGUGGGUGGAGGGGUUUGUGGAGGGGAAUGGGAUGGAGUUGAAUUCGUUUGUGGGGUCGUCGUUGAUUGAUAUAUAUGGGAAGUGUGGAGACUUGGAGUCUGCGAGGAGGGUUUUUGACAGAAUGCGGCAGAAAGAUGUGGUUGCUUGGAAUGCCAUGAUCACAGGGUAUGCGCAGAACGGUGUAUCAAAUGAAGCGAUUGAGCUCUUCAAUACAAUGAGAGAGUCGAACAUUGAGCCAGACAAGAUCACAAUGGUUGGGGUGCUCUCGGCAUGUGCCUCUGUCGGAGCCCUUGACUUGGGAAUGUGGGUGGAUGCAUAUGCUUCACGGAAAGGCCUAAAACACAACAUUUAUGUGGGUACAGGGCUAAUUGACAUGUACGCCAAGUGUGGCAGCCUUGAUCGUGCUCUGUGUAUCUUUGGAGACAUGCCUUGGAAGAAUGUGGUCUGUUGGAAUGCGAUGAUCUCUGGCCUCGCCUUUAAUGGUCGCGGGCAGGAGGCCAUAUCUCUAUUUACCCGUAUGGCUGAGGGGGACAAGACAGUCCGCCCAAAUGAUAUCACGUUUGUUGGAGUGCUUUCUGCAUGUGUGCAUGUUGGUUUGAUUGAGGAGGGACGUUGGUGGUUUGAUUCCAUGGAACCUGUUUUCGGAGUAGUUCCGAAGAUUGAACAUUACUCUUGUAUGGUUGAUCUUUUAGCACGUGCGGGACACUUAGAGGAAGCGUAUGAAUUCAUCGAGACAAUGCCUGAAAAGCCUGAUGCUAUUGUCUUGGGGGCACUGCUUGGUGCAUGCCGGAACCUUAAAAAUGUAGAAGUGGGUGAAAGAAUCAUGCACAGGUUAUUGGAAUUGGAGCCUUCAAACUCUGGCAACUAUGUGAUCUCGUCGAAGAUAUAUGCGAGUUCAGAGAGGUGGGAUGAUUCAGCGAGGAUGAGAGGAUUGAUGAGAGAGAGGGGUGUUGCUAAAACUCCUGGUUGUAGCUGGAUUGAGAUUGAUAGUCAAGUUCAUGAGUUCCACGCUGGGGAUGGUUUGCACGACAGAUCAAAAAAGAUACAUGAAGUGAUUGAAGUGCUAAAUGAAGAGAUGAAGAUGGAAGGAUACAUUCCAAGGGUUGAUCUUCUAUAGAGAAAUCCAUGGACAAAGAAGGCUAACCCUACCAUCUGAGAUAGGUGGAAGGGAUGUGCCUGUGCCAACUGUCAAAUGAGGUCCAAGCCACUGAUCAAAUAGGCCUCAUUAUGUAGAUGUGCCGUCCAAAAAGUAGGCUGGUGUGCUCAUCUGGUGGGCCACACAUGGAUGUUGAAUGUGGACUGUUGGUUGACUUUUCUAACCAUCCUUUUCUUUUGUGCUCAUGGUGGGGCCCGCCUAAUGAGCGGAGUAGCCUGACUUUUUAGUCGGUUGGCAUGGGGCCUGCACGAGUGGCUUGGUUCUCACACGUCCACGUUGGCACAUGUGAGCCAUGAGGUGGCAGGGCUCAGGAAACACAAUCCUGGGGAAAUUUUCAGGUAGCACAUGAGAAUGGGAAUCUGCUUACCUUGCCGAGGCCGGAAAUCAAAUGGGGCUGAGAGUGGGCCGAAAUUUAUGUUCUCCAAGCAAUCUGAAGUAUAUCCUGCAAUCCAUGAAUCAUGAAGAGCAAAUAUCAUGGAAACACCCGGGGCCCAUUGUCACGAAUGGUAGAGAUCAUCACAAUUUAGCCAAAUUUGAACUCAUGCCCGUCUUGGAUUUGUCGAUGCAAUGUGGUGUUUCACAAGGAUGCUCCUUUGAGAAGGUCAAGUUCCUUAAAAGAUGCAAAGAAGACAUUGCGGCUAUCAAGAAGAAUAAGACAUGGGACUUGGUACCAUUCCAGAAGGAUGUGUGGUUAUAACAGAUACUAACCACCCGCCCUAAUAUGUUGCUAGUAGAUGCAGCAUGGGCAAUGCACAUGGAUGCAGAUGAAGUGAUUUUAAAGACGCGGGAGACCAUGGAGGGUCUGUUUUAAAAGGGGAGUUACAAAGUACUCUGGCAAAAUGUGAUCUUUGAUGCUUGGAUACUUUGAAAUUUGUACACAGAAUACAUUUACUCAAUCAAACUGUCUAGGUAAUACAGAGAUUUAUGUUUUAGAUAUGAAAUAAAGGGAGCAGAUGUUGUGUGCA
Molecule: messenger RNA, 2918 nt
Organism: Magnolia sinica
Lineage: Eukaryota; Viridiplantae; Streptophyta; Magnoliopsida; Magnoliales; Magnoliaceae
Product: pentatricopeptide repeat-containing protein At2g34400
Exons: 3
Coding region: 10-1914 (634 amino acids)
Biological process (GO): RNA modification
Molecular function (GO): protein binding; RNA binding
Source: RefSeq, a predicted model, not a curated record